Molecule: messenger RNA, 378 nt
Organism: Charadrius vociferus (killdeer)
Lineage: Eukaryota; Metazoa; Chordata; Aves; Charadriiformes; Charadriidae
Gene: IQCJ
Product: IQ motif containing J
Exons: 5
Coding region: 1-378 (125 amino acids)
Source: RefSeq, a predicted model, not a curated record
AUGGACAAGGUGCGCAUAGAAAAGGAGGUGGAAAGACCUAAGGUGCCAUCAGAGGAGGAACUCAGAAGGCUCCAGCACACCUUGGAACAGGUCAAUGAUGGCAAAGACUUGCUUCAAAGCCAUCAGCUUACCAUGGAUGAAGAAAAUAAUAUCGAAAAAUAUCAUAUCAACUUACAGCCCUUGGAAUCAAAAGUGAAAAUCAUCCAGCGAGCAUGGCGUGAGUACCUGCACCGCCAGGACAUGCCACACCACGAGCAGCUGGACAAGCGCAGUCCCUCCCCACCGUCUCUCUCCUCAGACAAGAUGAGCAGAUCCAUCAGCAUGAACACCUUUUCCGACAGCAGCACACCGGUGAGACUUUGGAUAAAUGAAAGCUGA